This is a messenger RNA of Volvox carteri f. nagariensis, 1626 nucleotides long. RefSeq lists its product as uncharacterized. The coding region runs from base 6 to 911 and encodes 301 amino acids. The record is from RefSeq and is a predicted model, not a curated record. Gene Ontology annotation, molecular function: protein binding; structural molecule activity. Gene Ontology annotation, cellular component: COPII vesicle coat; nuclear pore outer ring. Gene Ontology annotation, biological process: protein import into nucleus; COPII-coated vesicle budding. Lineage: Eukaryota; Viridiplantae; Chlorophyta; Chlorophyceae; Chlamydomonadales; Volvocaceae. The transcript has 4 exons.
GAAAGAUGACCAGUGUUUCCAGCUUUGAGUCUGGUCACGCAGACAUGGUGCACGAUGCGCAAUUGGAUUACUAUGGUCGUCGUCUAGCGACAUGUUCAUCUGACCGGACUGUCAAGGUCUUUGACAUAGUGGGAGAUCGCCACACUCACCUCGCCGACUUGCGAGGACACGAGGGUCCCGUGUGGCAAGUUUGCUGGGGACAUCCGAAGUUUGGUUCAAUCCUCGCCUCCUGCUCAUUUGAUCACCGCGUUAUCAUCUGGAAGGAAGGCCAAGGCAAUCAGUGGCAACAGGCGUAUAUAUCUCCUGGAAACUUGCACACAGCCUCUGUGAACAGCAUUUGCUGGGCGCCUUACGAACUGGGUCUGAUCUUGGCGUGCGCGUCCUCCGAUGGUAGCGUCUCAUUCCUUGAGUAUAAAGCGGAUGGAACAUGGGAGAUAAACAAGCUUCCCGGUGGCCACAACGUGGGCUGUACUGCCGUCAGUUGGGCACCCGCGACUGCACCGGGGUCGCUAGUGAGCAUGAAGCACGGGCAGCCUGGAGCAGUCAAGCGCCUAGCAACCUCCGGCUGCGAUAACUUGCUCAAGAUCUGGCGCUACGGCGAGAUGGGCUGGGAGGAGGAGGAGGCCCUGGUUGGGCAUAGCGACUGGGUGCGAGACGUCGCGUGGGCGCCCAGUCUUGGCCUGCCCAAGAGCACCAUUGCUUCCGCCGGCCAGGAUGGCCAAGUGUUUGUCUGGAGCGAGCGGCCCGCGGGCGGCGGCUGGGACCGUAAGCUGGUCCACGAUUUCAAGGUGCCGGUUUGGCGGGUAAGCUGGUCCACGACCGGUUCCAUCUUGGCGGUGUCUGAUGGCAACAACGCCGUCACGCUUUGGAAGGAGUCUAUGGACGGUAUCUGGCAGCAGGUUACGCAGUAGUUUGGCUGCGAGUGUUUUGGGGGCUGUUGCUAUCUUGAAGGGCGUCGUCAUCAGGGAUGCGGGAAGGAAGGAAGGGCGAUAUCAGGGACAACGUGUGACGUAUGAUUGGAAAAACGCAUGAGGUGGGCGUGGGACUGGGCCUGUAUGUGGGGGGCAUGGGGCAGGGCCGAUAAACGCGAAUAAUUUGGUUUGGUGCUGGAGCGGAGGUUCGAUAAGGGGACAUUGACCUUGCGGAUGCGUUGGCUGGGCUUGACGAUGAGGCAGCGAGCAGCACCCACCAGGUUGCCGGCUUGCGCGGGUUCAUGAGGGUCUUUGGGGCCUAUCAGGUGUUGCGUCUUGGCGUACUGAGAUAGGUCUAGGUGCAUGUUCCAGACUGGCUUGGUGUGCAUUUUGGAGAUGGAAAAGAGGGUAAAAGUGAUAGGAGUGGGUGUUGCGCAAAGUACUUUGUGACGUCGGAGACGGUACAUAGCCAUUUCUGCGUGCGCGCUUGCACCGCGCUUACGCCAAUUGUUUUGGACGUGUUUUGCUGUGCUUGGGGAUCGAGGAAUACUUUUCUGGAGCAAGCGUGUAAUUUUAGGCAGAGCUGUGGCAUGGGCUGACUUCGUUUAUGGCAGCUGUUUAGCUGAACAUGAAGGUGGAGCGGUACGGUUAAUGAUGGGCUAUGGAUAAAUUAGAUACUUGGUUUACUGGUUUUAACUUAGCGAUUAUGUACACG